AUGGCCUUUCCACAAACAAGCUCUUCAAUGCCUUUGCCACCUAUAAAGAUUACCCCGAUAACUGAAGAACUAAUGUCACCCAUUUCUCCGACAAUACCCAAGUCUGUGUCUUCGAGCACUACGGUUUUUAUUAAUAAUGCUUUGGAGACUAUUAAUACGAGUAGGGAGGGAAGAAGAAAGGGAAAACUAAAAGAUAGUCUUGUCAAAGCUAUUGAUUUUGCUCAUGUAGAAUUAACAAUAAAGAAAUAUAACACUUUCGAAAAAACCAAUGACAGUAGCGAUGCUUGUAUAAUAUUCGAACCACUUCAAUUGGCCUGCCAGACGCGGACAACAUCUCUUAUGAUAACAGCAUUAGACUGUAUUGGAAAAUUGAUUUCUUAUAAUUAUUUGAUUGAGCGGCCAGUCCCAUGGUCCCCAGAUUUGGGCAAUGAAAAAGAACCAGGGACUACUACGCGUGUCAUCAAGCAACCCUUAUCUGAACGUAUUGUUGAUACGAUUUGUGAAUGUUUUGUUGGAGAGUACACAGAUGAUAAAGUGCAAUUACAGAUAAUAAAGGCAUUACUUGCGGCUGUAUCAUCAACAACAGUACCAAUCCAUCAAUCUUCUCUAUUAAAGUCAAUUCGUACAGCCUAUAAUAUAUUCUUAUUAUCACGAAAUCCCAACAACCAAAUUGUGGCUCAAGGAAUACUAACACAAAUGGUUCAUCAUGUUUUUGCAAGAGUGAAAAUUCACGAGAAAAAUAAAUCUUUUCGAUCAGAUACUACAGAAAGGCAAGAUAUGUCUAAUAAUAAUAUCAAUGAUAGUAACAGUAUAAGUAAUGGGGGCGGUAGUGGGGGAAUUAAUAAUGACGGUAUGACAAUUAUAACUGCAGAAUCGGAAAUGGAUCUUGGAAUGUUGAUGACACUUAAUGAUGGAGAAGAAAUGGGAAAAGAACACGAAAACAAUAAUAUUAACGGUAAUAAUGAUGAUAGUGAAAUAACACGGAAAUUUUCAAGUGAUGUGACUACUACUCCAACUGUUGAACCAGACAAUCCGCUAAAUAAAGAAUUAGGACAAUUAAAAGCGGCAAGUGAUUCACGAGAAGAGAUUGUGAAAGCUGUCGCGGAAGAAAUGGAAGAAAGCAAAGGGGGCUCAGGUGAAUCCUCUGUAGAAGAGAAACUCACAUUACAAUCUUUUGAAAAUCGUAAGUCAUUUGAGGGUGCUUCUGAAUUUAGCAGCAUCAACGACACAUCAACAAAUAAGCCCAACUUAUACGUCAAAGAUGCAUUUCUUGUAUUUCGGGCACUUUGUAAAUUAUCUAUGAAACCACUGUCGUCUGAAACUUCAAUGGAUCUGAAAUCGCAUUCUAUGCGAUCUAAAUUAUUGUCACUUCACCUGAUGUUAACGAUAUUAAGUUCACAUAUGCCCGUUUUCGCAUCACCAGAGGUGAUUAUUACAUCAUCGACUACUUUUGAGAGUACACCAUUAAUUCAAGCGGUAAAACAGUAUUUGUGUUUGAGUUUGAGUAGGAAUGCUGUAAGUCCUGUACAACAGGUGUUUGAAAUCAGUUUGGAAAUAUUUUGGAAAUGUUUGAGUCGGUUGAGAAGUCAUUUAAAGAAAGAAAUUGAAGUUUUUUUUAAUGAAAUUUUCUUACCAAUUCUUGAAAUGAGAAAUUCUUCAACACAACAAAAAUAUGCGCUGUUGAAUAUUUUAUUGAGAAUUUGUAAUGAUCCGCAAGGACUUGUGGAAAUUUACCUUAAUUAUGAUUGUGAACGCGAAGCAUUAGAUAAUAUAUAUGAAAGAAUCGUGAAUAUUGUAUCAAAGAUUACAACCAGCUAUUCUACUGGUAUCAUUUCAUCAUCUUCCGCCUCAACUAUACCUUCUUUCGAUCCAAACAAAGAAAAAGAUCGAGAAUCUAAUUUAUCAUCAUCGUCAUCUACGGCGAACACAUCCAAUAAAAAUACUGGAUCUUCUUCCCCAAUAGUCAUUAUUCCACCAUCACUUACUACCACAACCGUUGAAAAAACAAAGCCACCACAAUCACCAUCUCACAUUCAAGCAGAGCUCGUAUUGAAAAUUCAAGGGCUUGAAUGUCUUGUGUCUGUUCUUCGAUCUCUCGUUGUCUGGUGUAGUAAUAAAUCAGAUGAAGAUGGUGACGCUACGAGUAAACCUUCGCCAACAUCUUCAAUAGUGUCACUUGGCUCACAAUCAGCUAACAAAAACGAGAAAAUUACGAGUGCUUGGAAAGCGAUGGAUGAUCCCGAACAAUUUGAAAAUCUAAAACAUCGUAAACAAAUACUUCAAGAUGGUAUUAAAACUUUUAAUUUCAAGCCAAAAAGAGGUAUUCUUGCUCUAUUAUCUGCAGACUUUAUCACGAGCACAGCCCCGAUCGAUAUCGCACGAUUCUUGUUGACUUCCGAAGGAUUGAAUAAAGCUAUGAUAGGAGAAUAUUUGGGCGAAGGUGAACAAGAAAAUAUUGCUAUUAUGCACGCAUUUGUCGACUUAAUGGAUUUUAAUCAGAUGAAAUUUGUCGAUGCGUUGAGGCUAUUUCUACAGUCUUUUCGAUUACCGGGUGAAGCUCAGAAAAUCGAUAGAUUUAUGCUAAAGUUUGCAGAACGUUAUGUGGACGGAAAUCCUAAUCAAUUUGCAAAUGCGGACACCGCGUAUGUUCUCGCAUAUUCUGUUAUAAUGCUCAAUACUGACUUGCAUAAUCCACAAAUAAAACGUCGUAUGACUAAACCGCAAUUUAUUCAAAAUAAUCGCGGUAUCAAUGAUAACUCUGAUUUGCCUGAAGAGUAUUUGGAGGCGAUUUAUGACGAAAUAUUGAAUAAUGAAAUCAAGCUGAAGGAUGAACAAGAAGCUGCGGUGAUGCAACACGCUGUGCCAUCGCCCUCUGGAGGUAUUGGAAUAUCUACUAUUGGAAAUGCGAUAGUUAAUGCUGGUCGCGAUUUUAAACGAGAAGCGUAUCAGGUUGCGUCUGAAGAGAUGGCUAAUAAGACUGAGAAUCUGUUCAAGAGUAUGUUAAGAGCUCAACGUCGCGGUAUUUACACGGCAAACACGACAUUUUAUAGCGCCUCUCAUUUCGAACAUGUCCGUCCAAUGUUCGAAGUUGCCUGGAUGCCUGUGCUUGCUGGGUUAUCGGGGCCUCUACAAAUCACCGAAGACCCUCAUAUAGUAACUCUAGCUCUGGAAGGAUUCAAAUUGGCUAUUCGCAUAAUAUGUCUUUUCGAUUUAGAACUUGAACGCAACGCAUUCGUCACUACUCUUUCAAAAUUCACAUUUUUGAAUAAUUUGGGCGAGAUGAAACCGAAAAACGUUGAGGCGAUAAAAUCUCUUUUGGACAUUGCAUUGACUGAAGGAAAUUACUUGAAAAAUUCUUGGCGUGAAGUGUUGAUUUGCGUCAGUCAAUUGGAGAGAUUUCAGUUGAUCAGUAAUGGGGUUGAUCAGACUGUCGUGCCAGAUUUGUUUAAUGCACGAAAACAAAAUCGAAAAAGUUCUACCGAGUCUUCAGUUUCAAGACGUACUUCCUUCUCUAAACGUCCUUUUUCUUCAAAAUCAAUUUCACAAGUUGUGUUUGCAGAAGAUGUCGCGAUGCAAAGCAGAUCUUCAGAAGUUGUCGUAGCUGUGGAUAAAAUUUUCAGCUCAAGUUCAAAUCUAUCUGGGACUGCUAUAGUCGAGUUUGUACGAGCAUUAUGUGAGGUCUCUUGGGAAGAAAUACAAUCUUCUUCAAUGACAGAACACCCUCGAAUCUUCAGUUUACAAAAAUUAGUAGAGAUUUCAUACUACAACAUGGGACGUAUCCGUAUGGAAUGGUCUAAAGUUUGGGCGAUUUUAGGUGAACAUUUUAAUCAGGUUGGUUGCCAUCCAAAUGUACGUGUUGGAUUCUUUGCAAUCGAUUCUCUUCGUCAAUUGUCGAUGCAAUUUCUGGCCAAGGAAGAAUUGCCACAUUUCAAAUUCCAAAAGGAUUUCUUGAAACCAUUCGCAUAUAUUUUGGCUAAUAAUCCAAAGAUCGAGUUAAAAGAUAUGGCAUUAAGAUGCUUACAACAAAUGAUACAAGCACGAGCACAAAACAUAAAAUCCGGUUGGAAAACAAUGUUUAGUGUGUUUUCGUCUGCGGCGAAAGAACCACAUGAGUCAAUUGUUGUCAUGGCAUUUGACCUUGUAAAAGGACUAUUCAAAAAUCAUUUCGAAGUUGUGGUGGCUAAUAGCACAUACCCCGAUCUGAUGGUAUGUCUUUGUGAAUUUUGUAAGAACGAUCGGUUCCAGAAAACAAGUCUUCAAGCCAUUGAACUGAUUGAUCAAUCAAUCUCGAAAAUGUUAGAGUAUCCGAAAUAUCAAAUAAACGGUCAGAUAAUCGGAACCAACGAGGAUCCUUCGUUCAAAUUCUGGUAUCCUGCACUGUUUGGGUUUCAUGAUAUAAUUAUGAAUGGUGAUGACUUGGAAGUACGAACAAGAGCUUUACAAUACAUGUUUGACACACUAAAAAAAUACGGGUCAAAAUACUCCGAAGAAUUUUGGGAUGUCAUUUGUCGACAGGUGCUCUUUCCUAUUUUUGGCGUACUCAGGUCCAACGGCGAAGACUUGCUAAAAGUAGAUAGUCCGGAAGAUAUGAGCGUGUGGUUGUCCACAACUAUGAUACAGGCUCUACCCAAGGUAAUUGAAUUUCAAUCUUUCUAUAAUGCCGUCGCCUUUGUGGUCUUAAUUCAGGAUGGUAUGAUUGAUCUGAAAAAAGAAAAUAAGGCACUUUCACGGAUUGGAAGUUCUUGCUUACAACAAUUGAUAGAGAACAACGUGACAAAUUUGGAUUUUGUGCAUUGGGGAAAAAUUAGCCAAGCAUUUAUACGGUUAUUUGAGAUGUCGACACCUUACAAUUUACUUGACGAAGACAAUCAUUUUCUCGAAUCGGCACAUGAAUUAGUUGAUGAAGAGGAGAUGAAUGAAGAUCAAGAAAACGAAGACCUCAUAAUAAACAUAGACUCGGUCCGGAAAGAAAUCAGUAGUUGGAACAACGAUAACGAAGUCGACGAAUACUCUUCACCCACAAAGAAAAGAACUUCACAGAUCCGUCAACGGCACUUUGAAGAAUUCGACAACAUAAAAGUGAAAUGUAUACUACAUUUGCUUGUCAUUGAAAACAUCAAUGAACUAUUGAAAAUAGAAAUUAUAUAUAAGUUGAUGCCCGUUGAGCAUUUAUUGAUUCUCGCGGGGUGUCUUGAAAAGUCGCAUGAGUUUGCGCUUAAAUUCGAUGAGAAUUAUGAGUUGAGGUUGGCGCUUUGGAAAUUGGGUUUUAUGAAACGACUACCCAACUUGCUAAAACAAGAAUCAAUUAGCGCGACCUCUUACAUAAAUCUAACGUUACGCAUGUUACGCGAUCCAAAUGAAGAUCGACAACAAAAAAAGCAAGAGAUAGAAAAAAAAUUAAUACCACUAACAUUAAGUAUUCUACGACGCUAUAACUCUUUCGAUCGUAAAACUCAAGCGCCGUAUGUUACCGCGUGGACACCGGUCAUUGCUAUCGUACUUCAUUGUUAUUUAAGCUUUUCUGAUGAAGAUUUUCUAAGAUAUAUUAACAACAUCUACCCGGUUGCUUUGGACCUACUACUUCACGAGCUUGGAAAAGAUGUACGUCCACUUUUACAAGAACUAUUUAUACGAACUGGAGUUCUUUAUAAAAUAACCAACACCACAUCCACCCUAACCACCUCGACUUUUAAUACUGUCAUCUCGAACCGAAAAACAUCAAUUAACAUCACCACUUCUAAUAUUAAUCCUCCAUCAUAG
Molecule: messenger RNA, 5760 nt
Organism: Ambispora gerdemannii
Lineage: Eukaryota; Fungi; Glomeromycota; Glomeromycetes; Archaeosporales; Ambisporaceae
Source: the annotation of a GenBank genome assembly